AUGGCUUGUGUUGCACUGACUUCUCUGAAGGCUACAAUUAAGCUUGAAUUUUUGCAACCCAACCACAGAGUGUCUCUUCUUCAUGACGAUGAAAAGCCAUUAAUGAAAUCUCUGUUUCAGAAGCUUUCUUAUAUGGAAGCCUUUCUGAAGAAGGAAUACAACAAUGCUGUGGGUGGUGCUCCAAUCCGACGACAUCUGCUCAACAAAAUCAGAGACUUUGCACUCAAAGCUGAAGAUGCCAUCGAAAUACAACUCACAGACAUCCUUCAACAAAAUGCUCAUCAAGGGGAACUCCAUCGAACCUUGCAAAAAGUAGCAAAGGAGGCAGAAGAGUUGCUGAAGCUUAUCAACAAUGAAGCUGCAGCUUCUUCCUCGGGUGGAUCCUUGCAAUGCUCUCCACAGUUUGAGGAGGAAGAGGAGGAUAUAAUAAUGCUUUGGGGUGAAGAGUAUUACUUUUCAUUGAGAAAUCAUCUUCUCUAUAAUAUUUUAUCUAGAGAACGAGUAGUGCUCCCAAUUGUUGGAGUCCCAGGCAUUGGAAAGACUACUUUAUGUAAAAAAUUGUAUGCAGACAAGGCGGUUGUAUCAAAUUUCGACAUUCGAGCUUGGAUUACUAUUCCGCCAACAUACAAUGGGAAUGUGCAACAACUACUGUGCCACCUUCUUCAAUCAAUGAGCCCAACCCCACUCAAUGAAGAAAUUGACAUGCUGGGAAUCACUGUUUCUCAACUAAAAGAGCAACUGCACAGACACUUGAAAUACAAAACAUAUUUAAUUGUUUUGGAUGAUGUCACUCGCACUCUGCUUUGGGAUGAUAUCCGCCAAUGUUUUCCGGUUGACUCAUAUGGAAGUCGGAUAUUGCUAACCACUCCUUUCACUGAUGUGGCUGUGUUGUCUCUUAAACAACAUAUGACACCUGAAUUUCAAGAAAUUGCGAAAAACCUUGUUGAGGAAUGCAGAGGGUUGCCGCGCUCAAUUGUUACAGUUGCAGACCGUCUAUCUAAAUGCAACUUCACAUUGAAGGAAUGGAAGAAGAUCGAGAAAGAAUUAUUGUCAUUGGGAAUUCUGCAUAGAGAUACACAACACUCAAGUAAGCUUAGCAACAUUUACAAUCCUUUGCCACACCAUUUAAAAGUUUGCUUUUUAUAUUUUGUGGUCUUUCCAAAACACAGUAAAAUCAAAGUGAAAAAACUUAUUAAGUUAUGGAUUGCUGAGGGAUUUGUGAAGCCAUUGGGGUGUCUGCCAUUAGAAGAAGUUGGUUACAUAUAUUUAAAUGAUCUUAUAAAGAGAGAACUAGUCAGAAUAGUUGAUCAGUACGAAAUCUUCAUACCAAGGACUUGUGAGAUACAUAUUGACAUGCAUAGCUUUUGUGUACGAGAAGCUCAAAAAGAAGGUCUUUUAUGUGCAGCAAAUACUCAACAGUGUAUUGGAUGGUCAAUAGAUAUACUCGCAAAUUCAUGUCGCUGGUUAAGUUUACGCUCACAUAGUUUGGACUAUCAUGUGAUGUUUAGUUCAAAUAUUCCUCGCUCACUUUUCGUCUUUCAGGGAGGUUUUGAACGGUUUAUACCCUUCAAACAUUUACGAAUUUUAGAUUUGAGUGAAUCUCUAAUACUCAAAAGAGUGUCAUUGUUGCCCUUAAGGAAUUUAGCUUUUUUGAGAUAUCUUUCCAUACCACAGUGGUUUGAGAGUUUUGAUGAUGUAGUAUCAAGUAAUUCAAAUUUGCAAACACUUACUGUUUCUGGCAUUGAUGAAUCAACACUUGGAGCGCGUACUCUUCAUUUAUUGCCAUCCAAAAUUUGGGAGCUGCAACAUUUAAGGCAUCUCAAACUUGGGGAUAUGUAUUUGAUAGAUCCUCCAAACAUGGUUAAAGAGCAUUUACAAACAUUAGUUUGUACAAUGCCAAUUCAUUUCAGGAAAAAAGAAGUGUAUUAUUGCCGGUUUCCAAGCAUAAGAAAACUGAGAGUUGUGUAUAAAGACGUCUUAGUGCCUAGUUGCAGCGUUGGGCGAUGUUGCAGAAAUCCCAUCAUCAUUCUGGAGAAUUUUGAGAAUUUAUUGAGGUUGGAGAAUCUAACGGUUAUGGUUCCAGUUGGUAGUAUAACUCUUUUAGAGCAGGUUGGUUUUCCUGCAAAUUUGGAGAAGUUGAGAUUGUGUGGGACAAAUUUUCCAGUGAAGGUUUUAACAGUAAUUGGGCAGUUGCCAAAGCUUAAGGUGCUGAAACUAGAGAAUGCUUUCUAUGGAAGAGUGUGGGAAGUGAUUGAAGGAGGAUUCCCUGAAUUAAAAAAAUUGGAGGUUGAAGCCAGAAGUCUUGAGCGAGUGGUGGCCAAUACUAGUAAUCAUUUCCCAAAGCUCCGGAGCAUAUUCUUAAAACGUUGUUAUUCUCUAGAAGAGAUCUCUCCUGUAAGUGCAAUAAUGCACGGGCGGAUGCACUCAAUUAAGUUGGAGCAAUGUCCUCCUUCUGUUGUCACUUCUGCCAAGAGGUUUUGUGAAGAUGUACCUAACCUUAUUAUUGACGGCAAGGCAUUUGAGGAAGAAGACGAAGAAGAUUAUGAUCCAUGGCAGUAUACAGAUAAGGAACAGUCAGAAGAGGAAGAGUAUAAUCUUCUGCGUAAUGUUGGAUCUGAUGUAUGUGUUGCUUACAAUGCUCCAGAGGGCGGCGUUGCUAGACAACUGGUGGCUUCUCAUGCUGCUAAUUUUGCUGCUCGCACUGGUGUACCCGACGGAAUGACAGCGGUCCAUGGAAAUGUAGCGGCUACUGCUCCAGAUUUCGAUGAAGGCACUGUCGGAGCUAAUGGAAUUCCAGAGGGGAAAAAAGCUGUCCUUGGAAAAACACUUCAUCCGUAG
This is a messenger RNA of Ipomoea triloba (trilobed morning glory), 2838 nucleotides long. RefSeq names its product putative late blight resistance protein homolog R1B-17. Bases 1 to 2838 code for a protein of 945 amino acids. Gene Ontology annotation, biological process: defense response to other organism. The record is from RefSeq and is a predicted model, not a curated record. Lineage: Eukaryota; Viridiplantae; Streptophyta; Magnoliopsida; Solanales; Convolvulaceae. The transcript has 5 exons. Gene Ontology annotation, molecular function: ADP binding.